Molecule: messenger RNA, 1002 nt
Organism: Zingiber officinale
Lineage: Eukaryota; Viridiplantae; Streptophyta; Magnoliopsida; Zingiberales; Zingiberaceae
Product: glutathione S-transferase T3-like
Exons: 2
Coding region: 1-1002 (333 amino acids)
Source: RefSeq, a predicted model, not a curated record
AUGUCGUUUCCUCCACAAAAUCUUCAAAAUUUCCAAGGUUUUGGAAAUUCUAUGAAUCAUCUGAAUUAUGCCCCUCGAGAUCCAUAUCAACCGAUUCCAGCCGAAUAUUGGCAAAACAUGAGUCAUCCAUAUUUCACACCGUCGGUUGGUACCCCGCACACAACUGGUAUGUCUUUCACUCUUUCGAUGUCGAAUGAACCUGCAACUCCAACUUUUGUCCCAGAGACUCAACUUUCCGACCGUGAAUCCCCAAUUGAGGUGGUCAAUUUAGAAAAGACGGUUUCAAAUGCUGAGGGUAUAAGAAAGCAUUCAAGUUGGACAAAGGUUGAAGACAAGGUCUUAGCGAGAAGUUUUGUCACUAUCAAUGAUGAUCCAAUAAUCGGCAAUGAUCAAAAGGCGGAUGCUUUUUGGGGACGAGUUGCAAGCUACUACAAUGAGAAUUUUUCCUUAGGUUCAAACACCAGAAGUGCAAAUGUUAUACGGUCACAUUGGCACAAUACAAUCCAAAAGAAGGUAUAUCGAUUCAACGCAAAUUACAAUAGUAUUUAUAGUUCAUAUCGAAGUGGUCACAGUGAUGAAGAUAUAUUGAGGUUUGCGUACGAAAAAUAUCUAUCCGAAAACAAUGGUGUUGCAUUCAAUCUCGAACAUGUGUGGAGAAUUGUCAAAGAUCGUCCAAUGUUUACUCCACAGUCCACUGAUCACUUUGUGGCCACAAAGAAGACGAGGACCUCAGAGUCGGGAGCAAGCAACACCUCCUCCAACCAAGAUGUGAGUAUAGACAUGGAUUAUGAAGAUACUCAUCCAAUGGGGCAAAAGGCAGCAAAAAGAAAGGGAAAAGAAAAAGUAAAAUCGACUAUGGAGGACCUGACAUCUGAAGUCGAUUUGAAACAAAAACAACUCGAAGUAGAGAUUAAGGCAAAAGCUGCAUUGUCCAAAUCUGAAGCUAAGAAUCGUCGCUUGAAGUUGAAGGAGUACGAAAUAUUGAACAAAGACACCUUGUAG